GAAAAUACAGGUGCCUCAGGCUAGACGUUUGUUUCUGACAGAAACCCUCGCUACUUUGUAGAGUGGGGGAUGAAUGUUGGCACGCACUGGACUCCGUGAGAUUGUCACAUGGUUAUGUGCCCCAGGUAAGCGAGCCUCGAAGCAUGACGUUGAACCUAAAUGGUAAGUGUAGGCCCAGACACAGGACACUGGCCCGCCAUCUUGAGAAUAUUAAUCAGAUAACGACGAACAUCAGCGUACCCUGGGCCACCGCAUUUCUGUUCGGUGUGAUAAUGUUCAGGAGAGAUUCAAACGCAGCAAAGUUUGGAGGCGAUACUUCCUCACGAGCGAUCAGCAUUCGAGUUGCGUUUUCUGUUGCCUGUGUAGCUCCGCAAAUGUUACUAAUGAACCUAUCUCCUUCGCCUGAUGACAAGGACAUUGCGAGCUUGUGCAAGGGCCAUCGGAGCAAUUGGCCGAAUGUAUCACAGUGACGAUAUUUAAUACUGGGUUGGUUCACCCACUCUUUUAGCGACAGGCAGGGAUUACGUCCGUACUACUUACACCUACCCAUGUCGACCACAGUCACUCCAGAGGAAAUUCAGGCUUUGGACCUAGACUUCCUGAACUCCCCAGCAAUCAGAUACAUCAACAGUGGGCCCUUCU
Molecule: messenger RNA, 642 nt
Organism: Suillus subaureus
Lineage: Eukaryota; Fungi; Basidiomycota; Agaricomycetes; Boletales; Suillaceae
Exons: 3
Coding region: 144-470 (108 amino acids)
Source: RefSeq, a predicted model, not a curated record